CUCUGUGCGGCGGCUGAGAUAAUCGCUGAAGGUCAGCUCGUCAGUCAACUACUUUCAAGAUGUCAGGUCGUGGUAAGGGAGGAAAAGGUCUGGGGAAAGGAGGCGCUAAGCGUCAUCGCAAAGUUCUCCGCGAUAACAUCCAGGGCAUUACCAAACCUGCUAUCCGUCGCCUCGCUCGUCGUGGAGGAGUUAAGCGAAUUUCGGGCCUGAUCUACGAGGAGACACGUGGCGUGCUCAAGGUUUUCUUGGAGAACGUCAUCCGCGACGCUGUCACCUACACCGAGCAUGCUAAGAGGAAGACUGUCACCGCCAUGGACGUUGUGUACGCUCUGAAGAGACAAGGCCGUACCCUCUACGGCUUUGGCGGUUAAA
Molecule: messenger RNA, 372 nt
Organism: Hippocampus zosterae (dwarf seahorse)
Lineage: Eukaryota; Metazoa; Chordata; Actinopteri; Syngnathiformes; Syngnathidae
Product: histone H4
Exons: 1
Coding region: 60-371 (103 amino acids)
Biological process (GO): nucleosome assembly
Cellular component (GO): nucleosome
Molecular function (GO): protein heterodimerization activity; structural constituent of chromatin; DNA binding
Source: RefSeq, a predicted model, not a curated record